AUGAUGAGUAAGAUCAUCUUCUACGAGGACAGGAACUUCCAGGGUCGCUCCUAUGAGACCAGCAGCGACUGCGCUGACAUGUCCUCCUACCUGAGCAGGUGUCACUCCUGCAGGGUGGAGAGCGGCUGCUUCAUGGUCUAUGACCGCCCCAACUACAUGGGUCAGCAGUACUUCCUGAGGAGAGGGGAGUACUCUGACUACCAGCGUAUGAUGGGUUUUGGUGACUGCAUCAGGUCUUGCCGUAUGAUCCCCAUGUACAAAGGAUCCUAUAGAAUUAGGAUCUAUGAAAUGGAGAACUUCGGUGGUCAGAUGUAUGAGCUGAUGGACGACUGCGACAACUUCCAGGACCGUUACCACAUGUCCGACUGCCUGUCCUGCAACGUGAUGGACGGCCACUGGCUGAUGUACGAGCAGCCCCACUACAGAGGCAGGAUGAUGUACCUGAGGCCUGGAGAGUACAGGAGCUUCAGGGACAUGGGAUAUAGUGGCAUGAGAUUCAGCUCCAUCAGGCGCAUCACUGACUCCUGUUAA
Messenger RNA from Lates calcarifer (barramundi perch), 531 nucleotides. Its product is annotated as gamma-crystallin M3-like. The coding region runs from base 1 to 531 and encodes 176 amino acids. Lineage: Eukaryota; Metazoa; Chordata; Actinopteri; Centropomidae. Gene Ontology annotation, biological process: visual perception; lens development in camera-type eye. The transcript has 3 exons. The record is from RefSeq and is a predicted model, not a curated record. Gene Ontology annotation, molecular function: structural constituent of eye lens.